This is a messenger RNA of Colletotrichum navitas, 1056 nucleotides long. RefSeq lists its product as uncharacterized. The transcript has 4 exons. The coding region runs from base 277 to 795 and encodes 172 amino acids. NCBI's taxonomy places the organism in Eukaryota, Fungi, Ascomycota, Sordariomycetes, Glomerellales, Glomerellaceae. The record is from RefSeq and is a predicted model, not a curated record.
AGCUGCUGGCCGGCGGUCCACAGGGAGGGUGGCCGCGCGCCUCUCCGACAAGCCUGGGGGGCGGUCCAAUGACGUCGCUAGGAUACCCAAUAGACGUACCGUUUACCAACCUUGAGGUCAUCCGCGCGAUGGAGAGCUGUAGAAGCUCCAGCCAGCUUCAAGUUAUUGUUCCCUUCUGUUUCCUGGAAAGCUAUAAUACUCCAUCUCAGCAAACUCGUCGCUCAGAAGCAGAAUAUUACCGGAAACUGGAUUUCAGUAGCUCCCUUGAACACUUCAAUGGACGCGAUAUCGACCUUCAGCUUCGGCAACUUGGGCUGGCUCGCGACACAGGCUAUCCCGCUCAUCAUCUGGCCGAGGUUUAUUACCAACCUUCUCCGUCCCGAAGACUACCAGGCCGCAGGCUCUCUUGAGGACUACUUUGCCCGCUCCCUAGGAUUCGCCCUCCUCACCCUCGGCCUCCUCGUCGUAACCCUCUCUGGCGCGGUCCCCCUCGUAUCCGAGGACCAAACCCCGCCAGGGACCGUCUCGCCAUACGCCAACGCCGCCCUGUUCAUCUCCUCCAUCCACCACGCCUCCGCCGCCUUCUACUGCUACAGCAGGUAUCUGCGGACGGACCAGACGGGCUUCGUUCUAGGCUGCCUCGGCAGCACUCUCUUCGCCGUCUUCGGCCUCUGGUGUCUCAUGUUCGCCGGCGAUAAGUCGCGCCGCAGCAAGAAGCACGGCUACGACAAGGACACGAGCUCGUUUCCAUUCAAGAACGCAGGGUCGUAUCGCGCCAAGAAGAAGGGUAUGUAAGUGUUUGCGGUUCACUUUUCGUCGGCCAAGUGGAUGUCGCUAUCUCAGAGGGCUUCGGCCUACAACGUGCGUCAUGGGAUUCGGCAGCGCCUCCGGUCCAGCCCUUUCAAGAGAUGGCGGCAAUGUUAAAGUAAUGUACAAAAGUUCUUACUUCUUGUCAAAGUCAUCCCCACGCAGUAUGAAGUAAGGAGUAGGCAGCCAAUAUCAAAGUGUUUUAGGGGCGGCUGUACCGCCGCUGCUCGUCAAUUAUAGUCAACGAUG